Pelobates fuscus (common spadefoot toad) is the source of this 4034-nucleotide messenger RNA. RefSeq names its product homer scaffold protein 3 (gene HOMER3). The record is from RefSeq and is a predicted model, not a curated record. Gene Ontology annotation, molecular function: G protein-coupled glutamate receptor binding. Gene Ontology annotation, biological process: G protein-coupled glutamate receptor signaling pathway; regulation of store-operated calcium entry. Gene Ontology annotation, cellular component: plasma membrane; cytoplasm; postsynaptic density. Lineage: Eukaryota; Metazoa; Chordata; Amphibia; Anura; Pelobatidae. The coding region runs from base 659 to 1726 and encodes 355 amino acids. The transcript has 10 exons.
GAGAUCAGCCUAGAACAAAGACAGAAGGGCACACUCUGCCAGGGUAGAGACUAUAGCAAGGGCAUCAGGACCCCUUGCUGAGGAUUUGGGUUUUCUGGCACACACAGUGUUAGCAGGACUGUCUGCUGUAAGGGCACAAGGAAGGUCCAAAUUCUUCUGGAUAUUUAAAUUGAUUUCACCAGAUCACUGAUGAGAUGAAUUGUGCCAGAAAGUGAUUGAAAGUUACCCUUCAACAGGAGUCAGAGCGAGAGAGAGAGGGGCUUUCUCACUAGCCGGCUAGCUGUGUCUGCGGUGUCCUGGAGCCUUAGCCUUUUGUGUCUGGAAAAAGGGAUUUAAAGCAAAGGCAGAGGGGGGCGGCUGAGGAUAUAACGGGUCCGGGAAGUGGGAAAUACACAGGAAAUUUGGAGAGCAUCCGGCCACUGAAAGAGUGAAGGGAGAAUAGGAUAAAGUGACAGAGACAGAUCAGGGGACACAGACCGACAUGGACAAGCAAUGUGGGAAAUGAAUAAUUUGGGCUUAGACCAGGACAGACGUUUCUCUUGUGGAACCUAAAGAAACAUCUUUGUUACCUAUGCUCUUCUCACAUCUGUCCAGGAAACUGUGACUGCAGUCUUGUUUUCUUUUGUCUCUUUGUUCUUCCUCAAUCUUUAAUCCACAAAUGUCUACUAACAGAGAGCAGCCCAUUUUUAGCACCAGAGCUCACGUUUUUCAAAUUGACCCGGUCACCAAAAAGAACUGGAUACCAGCCAGCAAACACGCAGCCACUGUUUCAUAUUUCUACGAUGCCACACGGAAUGUAUAUCGGAUUAUCAGUGUUGGUGGCACCAAGGCCAUCAUCAACAGCACUAUUACCCCAAACAUGACCUUCACCAAAACCUCGCAGAAGUUUGGACAAUGGGCUGACAGUCGUGCUAACACAGUAUAUGGGCUGGGCUUUGCCUCUGAACAGAAUCUAACACAGUUUGCGGAGAAGUUUCAGGAGGUGAGGGAAGCUGCUCGACUGGCCAGAGAAAGAUCUCAGGAUAAAACUGAGCUUACCAACCCUGCCCUAAGUCUCACAUCACAGCAGAUAGUACCUUCGCCAAUCAUCAGUGUCAAUGGACCAGCAGAUGACAAGCUCUUUAGAAGCCAAAGUGCAGAGAUGGAGCUCAGUACAGAGAGGGAACGAGUGAAGAAAAUGCUCUCCGAAGGUUCUGUGUGUGAGGUUCAGUGGGAAGCAGAGUUUUUCAGCCUCCAGGACAACAACAACAAGUUGGUGGCUGCCCUUCGAGAAGCGAACGCUAAUGUUGAGAAGUGGAAGAAGCAGCUGGCAGGGUACCAAGAGGAGGCUGAAAGGCUACGGCAACGGGUUACAGAAUUGGAGUCUCGAACUACCCUGGACACUACAGCAGAGCAGGGAGAUGAACUUUCUGAGAGAUUACGAGGCCUGGAACUACUUCUUAAGAGCAAAGAGGAGGAAAUAGCACAGUUGAGAGGGCAAAGACCAGAUCUUGUGGAACUGGAGAAUGAGAGAGAUGAUCUACUCAAGAGACUGGAGGAAGUGGAAGAACGAAACCAGGAACUAGAGAAAGAUCUUCAGAAGGCGGAAGAACUUCUCAAAGACUCACAUGCAGAAAGAGACAGAGUACGGGAAGAGAUCAACAGAGCCGGGGACGAGCUGGAUAUAAAAAUCUGCCAACUGAACGACUUACGCCUGGGACUCUCUCAACUCCUAGAGAGUAACUGAGGAAGUAGCUAGAUUGGGCUUUGGAACUAUUGAUUGUGACUUUAUGCCUCUGGAAUUUUAGGAGGUGACCGCAAGACUGUUUCUUAGUAACAAGGGAAUAAUAUGGGCUUAGAUUAUUUGAGAGUGUAACAAUGUAGUCACACUUUAUUGUAUUUACUGGCUCUGCAUCCAUAAAUGUUAGAUUUCUAGCCCAGUUGUACACAUAGCAAAAAUCAUUUGAACCCCUACUGCAGAGACCAGCAUACUCACUCUCUUAUUGGCAUCUUUGCGCUGCAAGUGUGAUAGAAAAUAGAUUUUGUUUUCUGUGAUUUGUAGCAAACAACAACCAGGAGCAAAAGCCAUUUAACAGAACCAAAAUACACUAAUGGAUUGCAAAUCAAUGGGUAGCUUGCAAUUCAGAUUCCCGGCCAGGGUCACGUUAAGGUACGCUUUAUAUACCUAGUGCUUUCUACAUCAUCAACUCAACUGCAAGAGACACAUCUCUUCCUGUGAAAUCAUACGGCCAGCUCUGUAACUGCCUUAAUAAAAUCAAUUUCUACUGUUACGUAGUAGGGGCAAGGGGAAGUAAAGGCAUGUACCCCAAUUACUUGUAACCUUAAAAAUGCUAUAUGCUCAGUGUCUGGCCCUUAUGGAUCUAGGAAAAUCACAGACAUAUACAUAGAACCCGAACUAUCACAUCCAAAAACCAUCCUCUCCAAACAAGUCACAAAUCUUUGUGGAUACCACCCAAAGUUUCAGCCAAGAGAAUCUUGUAUACAUCUUAACUCAAAACCCAAUUUUUAAUUAUUAUUAUUUUUUUUUUGUACAAAGAAUAGUUGUAAAGCAAAGAGCUGACAGUGGAGCAAUCACCACGGAAACUAAUAGAAUAUGUCUGCAGUUUGCUCUAUUUUAGAACUUUGCUCUCCCGUUGCUCAUUCUGUGUAACCUGUAAAAAUUCUGGAUAUUCUUGUUCCGGCCUGCUUCUUUAACUCAGAUGGUGUUUUCACCUUGGCCUUUUUUUAUAUUCAAGACAGCCAUAGAUACAAUUUAGAAUUACCCCUUUUUAGUAACUGAUAUCUUGAAUUACUCACAGUAGUGGUAUGUUGUUACUAGUGGCUGGCCACAAUAAUACUGUAGAAAUUAGGUACCUGUUCAAAAUGUAAGAGGUUGGUUAAUAUUUCUAAUUGCAAGUAUGUGUAUUUAUAUAUCACACACAUACAAAAAACAUGUAAUAGGACUCGACUUCCAAUGCAUACAGCCACAUGUAUCCACAAGGUAUGUAAUGAUUUUCUGAGAUUUUUAUUUCAAAAUUUAGUACUAUUAGGACAUAGAGCUGAUACACUUUUUACAAAUAUGUUGUGUUUUAUAUAACAUCAGUAUUUGCAGUGCUAUACAGAUAUCUGACAUCAACAAGAGUGUAAUAAUAUGGCUAUAGUGCGUACAGUUGCAACAGGGCAACUGUCUCUAGAGGCUAAAACGCUAUGUACUGUAUAUGAUCUUGUUCAUUGAUGAUCUAGUUGCAAGAGGAGGCAACCUUCGGCACUCCAGAUGUUGUGGACUAUAUCCUCCCUAAUGGCUUGCCAGCAUUAUGGUUAUAAGAGCAUUAUGGGAGAUGUAGUCCAACAACAUCUAGCAUGCCGAAGGUUGCCUAUUCCUUAUCUAAUGUAAAGGAGCAAAGUGCACUCCCAGGUACCUUGCCAACUGUUCUGUAGUAAUGUAUGAAAGUGACUAAUAUGUUGAUAUCUGACUACUUAAUUCAUUACAUUUUGGAAAAUGGAAACAGCAGGAAAACGACAAAUUCUACAUUUCCUCUAUAUUUAGAUAGAACCUUAAAGAAACUUAACUCGGUUUACUAUAAAUCGUACAUAUAUGACUUCACUACAUUUUAGGUUGGAAAAACUUAAAGGAACAUUUCAAGCACCAUAACCACUAAAGCAAGCUUAGCUCAGGCAAAGAGCUCUGGGUUCCUCAGAGAGGCUAUGACUGGCACCCAGCAGACUCCACGAAAGAUGCUAAACCAUUAGUAAAUGGUUGGUCCAAAGCAUAGAUGCCUAUGACAAAUAUGUAUUUACAAUGUGACAGGCAAUGCAGAUGUUUAAAUAAUGUAAGGUAGCCUUUUAAUUUGUGCUGGGUAAUGGCCCUUUAUUUUAGCACUUUAUUUAAAUAGUAUUUUGAUUAUGUUUUUAUUUUGGGGGUUGUAGAGUAAACGUAAAUAUCAAAAAUGAAUUAAAGAUUAAUAUUACUGGUUUAUUUUCUGAUCACUUUAAAGUGUCAGUAUUUACCAUUGCUUGACAAACAAAAACCUUCACAUCAAUAAUUAGUCAAAUAA